Molecule: messenger RNA, 1156 nt
Organism: Brassica oleracea var. oleracea
Lineage: Eukaryota; Viridiplantae; Streptophyta; Magnoliopsida; Brassicales; Brassicaceae
Product: cytochrome b-c1 complex subunit Rieske-4, mitochondrial-like
Exons: 2
Coding region: 125-946 (273 amino acids)
Biological process (GO): mitochondrial electron transport, ubiquinol to cytochrome c
Cellular component (GO): membrane
Molecular function (GO): 2 iron, 2 sulfur cluster binding; quinol-cytochrome-c reductase activity
Source: RefSeq, a predicted model, not a curated record
CAAGCUGACCUUUUCUUCCAUGAAAGACUAAUUUUACGGAACUCAUCUCCCCCGUUGCAUCGGCCUUGUCCAUAGCCUUUGGAGCCUGUUCUCGCUAUUCGGCCAUUACACCCUGAGAGCAGAGAUGCUGCGAGUAGCAGGGAGGAGGCUUUUCUCUGUUUCGCAGAGAUCUACGAAUGCGACCUCCUUCGCCCUCUCCCGAGACCAUACCCUCUCCGAAGGCGGCGGCGACUCCUCCUCUUCCGCCACCAGAUCUGUCCCCUCACCUGACCUUUCUCGUUUCGGUUCUUACCACCUUGUAAGAGAUUUCUCUUCUCAAGUCCUUACUCAAGGGAACGAGGUAGGUUUUGGUUCGGAACCCGCCACCGUGGAGGCGGUCAAGACACCUAACUCAAAGAUCGUCUAUGACGACCAUAACCAUGAGCGUUACCCACCUGGUGACCCUAGCAAGCGUGCCUUCGCCUAUUUCGUCCUUUCCGGUGGGAGGUUUGUUUACGCCUCUGUUCUCCGCCUUCUUGUUCUCAAGCUCAUUGUCAGCAUGUCCGCAAGUAAGGACGUCCUCGCCCUUGCUUCCCUCGAGGUCGACCUAGGGAGCAUCGAGCCAGGAACUACUGUGACGGUUAAGUGGCGUGGAAAGCCUGUCUUCAUCAGGAGAAGAACAGAAGAUGACAUCAAGCUGGCCAAUAGUGUGGAUCUCGGUUCUCUGAGAGACCCGCAAGAAGAUGCCGUCAGGGUCAAGAAUCCGGAAUGGUUAGUGGUGGUUGGAGUCUGCACUCACCUGGGGUGCAUCCCCUUGCCUAAUGCUGGUGACUACGGCGGCUGGUUUUGCCCUUGUCACGGUUCGCAUUACGACAUCUCUGGAAGGAUUAGGAAAGGUCCUGCGCCGUAUAACCUGGAGGUACCAACCUACAGCUUCUUGGAAGAAAACAAGUUACUCAUUGGUUAAUGACGAAUAAAAAAACAACAGUCUGUCUGUUUCUCAAAGAUUCUCUUCUAUUUUUUUUUUAAUAUUCAGGCAAUUUAGAGCAAGAUUGUCUCGUUUUUUUUUUUUUGCUGAAUAAUAAGAAACUUUGUCGUAUUUAUUGAACGUGUACUCAUGUUCUGUUUUUCCAUGAUGUUCUGUUUUUCAAUGAUGAUGGUGAAAGACUGUUCAAUA